AUGUCCUCCAAGGCUGCUCUGAAGGCUAUCAAGUCUUCGCUGGACGCAGGACAGUAUGCCAAGGCGGCGGAACAGGCCGAAGAAUUCCUGAAACAAGAUGAGCGGAACCACACAGCAUUGCUCUUUCUUGGAUUCGCAAAGGAGAAGGUCGGAGACCUAGAGGCAGCAGAAAAGGCCAUUCGCAGAGCUGCCGAGGUCAAGCCCCAGGAUGUUCAAGCCUACAAAGGCCUGAUCACACUGUACGAGAAACAAGGCAAUGCCAAGCUGGACCAGUAUCAUGAAGUGGUCUUCAAGUUGGCAGAGAUCUAUGCUCAGCAGGAGGAUAGAGCGCAAUGCCAAACUGUCAUUGACAAGUACGAACUUUUCGCAAAGAAGCAUGGCAGUCGUUCUCAGUAUCGGCGAGCAUUGGAGCUCAUUCUCCCCACGUCACCACUUUAUCCAACUCUCGAAGGCCGAGUCAUGCAACCGAACAUUACAUAUCAGCGCAUCCUCGAGUCAGCCGAAGCGGAAGAAAAGGAAUGGAUCAAUACCCAGAUCGGCGAAAGACGAACGCGACUCGGCGCAAAAAUCGAUCAGGUUACCAGACAAGUAAAGGCAGAAGCCGUCACGAAGUUUCAAAUCGAAGAGAAAUACGCCAAUUUGAUCGACUGGACCAGAGACGACGAUGCGCGCCACGACCUCGAGCAGAAGCUGUUCCAACGAAUGUAUGAUAAUUUGCAGGUCCUGCCCAAAGACGCCAAACCUGGGCAGCGGGACAAGAUUUUGGACAUGGCUAACGGCAUGGUCAUUAUCAAACUGCGCUGUCUCCUAGCAUGGAAAGUCGCAUUAGAAUGGGUGGAUGCCGAGGACUUAGCAGAGUGGGAUGUGAAUAUUUUCCGCGAAUUCAUUGAGUUCUUUCCCAAUGAUGGUCUAAGCAAGGUGCUACGCGGAUUUCUCGAGAGCAAAGCGUCUCCUUUCCCACAACCGCCAGUCGAAGAAGGCGAAACCGACGAGACACGCGAGAAACUGACCGAGGCGGAUCAGCUUAUUCUCAUGAACGAAGGUCUCGAGGAUUGUCCAGAAUCCAUGUUAGGUCACCGUAUCAUGGCCUACACUUAUCUACAUUUCGAAGAUUGGCAGUCUACCGUUGAUGCAGCAAGGAAAGCUCAGACCCUAUAUCGGACCGCAGAGCAGCAAUACGCUCUGGAUCUACAGAAUAGCGUUGACGGCGUGAACCUGAUUCUUGCCAAGGCGUUAAUCACCUUCCAGUCUCCUCGCCAUCAUCCCGAAGCAAAGGCCCUGUUUCAAGAUAUCCUGAACCGAAAGCCUAAACUCACACCUGCCUUGUUAGGUAUAGGCUUGAUAUUCGAAGAAGAUGAAGACUAUGCCGAAGCUGUCAGAUUCUUACAGCAGGCUGCUGAACGCGAUCCCGAUAACGUCAGGAUCAAGCUCGAGCUUGCCUGGUGUCGUGCUCAGAAUGGCGAACUCGAAACUGGCCUCGACAGCCUCAAAGAGGUCCUAUCGGUCAUCGAAUCAGAAAAGAGCCAGGACCUACCCAUGAAAUCAGUUGCAUUGUACCGGAUGGCUUAUUGCAUGUGGCACAUCAACCCAGCCCCUUCUGCACGCAAAGACAAAUCCGGACCGUACCAAUACCUCAUUGCCUCAGUCAAGGCCAACCCGAGCUAUGCUCCGGCAUAUACAUUGCUAGGCGUCUAUUUCCAGGACUACGGCAAGAGCAAGCAACGGGCUCGAGUCGCACUUCAGAAGGCUUUCGAACUGUCGACCUCAGAGCUCGAAGCCGCACACAGGCUCGCCAAAUCGUUCGCUAACUCUGGGGAGUGGGACUUGGUCGAACUGGUCGCACAACGGGUGGUGUCUUCGGGCAAAGCCAGACCAGCGCCGGGAUCGAAGAAGAAAGCCCACAGCUGGCCUUAUGCAGCGUUGGGUGUCGUGCAAAUGAACAAGCAGCACUAUUCCCAAAGCAUCGUUUCCUUCCAGGCCGCUCUACGCAUUUCACCAGACGACUACUACUCCUGGGUUGGUCUGGGUGAAAGCUACCAUAACGCUGGUCGACAUGUGGCUGCCACAAAAGCCUUUGCGAAAGCUGAGAGCAUCAGUCACGGGCUGUCACCGGAGGAGACGUGGUUUGCAAAAUAUAUGCUCGCCAAUGUCCAACGCGAAAUGGGGUUCUUCGACGAAGCAAUUGGAGCAUAUAAAGCCGUCCUCGUGCUCAAGCCCGGCGAGUUUGGUGUUUUGAUCUCGCUACUUCAGACCAUUUCCGAAAGUGCGUGGGCCAAAGUUGGUCUCGGUAUGUAUGGCGAGGCAGCUCGGCUCGCAUGCCAGGCCUUUGAGGUUGCGGCCGAGAUCACUGAGCACAGAACGGACUUUUUCAAUUUGUGGAAAUCAGUGGGUGAUUCUUGUUCUGUUCUCGGCCACGUGAAGCUCCAUGCCGCUGUCACAGAUUUGGAGGGCGUUUCCAAGUUGCUUGGAGAUUCUAGUGAGAACGGUUCUAGUAUUCUUGCAGACGUGGACAAAAUCAGUCCCGACAUGUUGAGACCCAGUGAUGAAGGAGACAGUCCCUCUGACGCGGCCGACAGAUGGCUCGUUGCUGCUGUUCUUUCCUACAAACGUGCCAUCUAUGCUUCUACAACCGACCCACACGCCCAGGCUGUGGCUUGGUACAACUUGGGUUGGGCAGAAUAUUCCACCUAUAUAUCUGGCGGCGAGGUGAUUAGAUCAAACGGGAAGAAGCCUCCAAACAGACUACUCAAAGCAGCGAUAAAAUGCUUCAAAAGAGCCAUCGAGCUAGAGGCUGGCAACUCGGAGUUCUGGAAUGCCCUGGGAGUGGUCACCAUGACACUUAAUCCAGCAGUAUCGCAGCACUCUUUUGUUCGAAGUCUGCAUCUGAAUGAACAUAGUGCCAGGACGUGGACGAACCUCGGUGUUCUUUAUCUCAUCAACAACGAUAACCAACUCGCCAACGAAGCGUUCACGCGAGGCCAAUCUGAGGAUCCAGAGUACGCAGAAGCAUGGAUCGGACAGGGGCUAUUGGCAAUGCUCUUCGGAAACCUUCAAGAAGCAAGAGGAUUGUUCACGCACGCUUUCGAGAUCGCAGAUGCAGCCUCGUUGCCUGCAAGACGCCAUUUUGCUAUUUCUGCUUUCGACCAUCUGCUCAAGGAUCCCUCACGGUGUCAGGAAGUCGGGGCCUUAUUGCAGCCCCUGUUCGCUAUGCGUCAAUACCACACGCAGCAGCCAUCGGACAUGAUUGCAACGCAUCUCCUAGCACUGCUAGCCGAGCGUGUGGGCGAUUACGACACCAGCGCGGAAAGUCUGGUUGAGGUCUGCAAUGCAGCGGAAGCUGAAUACGAAAAGUCCGAAUCAAAUGAAUACCUCGUCAGAUAUGCUCAGGCAAAGGCAGAUCUCGCUCGGUCUCAGCUCGCCUGCGGUCAAUACUCAGAGGCUGUGGAUAACGCGCAAACUGCUCUGGAUCUCUCGGGCGAUGCAGAUGAACUUGGCGCCGCUUAUGCAGAGGUUCGGCGGAAAUGGAGGCUGUCGUCACAGAUUACCGCAGGUCUGGCAUACAGCAAGUUGCAGCAAAUCGACAACGCCAUUGGAAUGUUUGAGGCAGCGCUACAAGAGUCCCAGGGGGAGCCUGAUAUUGUCUGUCUACUCGCCCAGGUUCUAUGGGCAAAAGGUGGCCCGGCGGAGAAAGACGCAGCCAGAUCGCAGCUCUUCGAUGUUGUCGAGAACCAUCCUGGUCACGUGCAAGCCAUGGCACUCCUCGCCGUGAUUGGAUUACUGGACAACGACGAUGAUGUUCUGGAAGCAGUGGAGGAGGACCUAAAAGCGCUCAGACGUGGUGAGGAAAUUGGUGUUCUGGAUAAAGUUCGAGUGACGAGGAUUUUGACUGCUAUUGUUGGCUUUCGGUCAGGCGACCAGAAGGUGGAUCAGCAAGCAGUCCUUGCGGAUGCUCUUAAUGGGAUCAUGCUAGCGCCAGGACAACCGCAAGGCUGGCUGGAACUGGCGCAGGCUGUUGGUGGCGAAGAUGGAGGUGAUUAUGCCGCGGCGAUGGCUGUCCUUCAGGCUGAGAGACAGACACCGCCCGCUGGUAAUCUCUCUGCGAGCGAUCUGGCCAGAGCGUACGAGGGCACUGGUGCACAAGAGGAUCUUCUUAAGGCGAAGAUGCUGACACCAUGGCGGUUGGAGAUUGCUGUUGAUGCCUCUUAA
Exophiala dermatitidis NIH/UT8656 is the source of this 4206-nucleotide messenger RNA. RefSeq lists its product as uncharacterized. Gene Ontology annotation, molecular function: protein binding. The transcript has a single exon. Bases 1 to 4206 code for a protein of 1401 amino acids. NCBI's taxonomy places the organism in Eukaryota, Fungi, Ascomycota, Eurotiomycetes, Chaetothyriales, Herpotrichiellaceae. The record is from RefSeq and is a predicted model, not a curated record. Gene Ontology annotation, cellular component: Ski complex.